Messenger RNA from Ogataea polymorpha, 195 nucleotides. RefSeq lists its product as uncharacterized. The record is from RefSeq and is a predicted model, not a curated record. Gene Ontology annotation, biological process: spliceosomal snRNP assembly; mRNA splicing, via spliceosome. NCBI's taxonomy places the organism in Eukaryota, Fungi, Ascomycota, Pichiomycetes, Pichiales, Pichiaceae. Bases 1 to 195 code for a protein of 64 amino acids. The transcript is spliced from 2 exons. Gene Ontology annotation, cellular component: U1 snRNP; precatalytic spliceosome; U2 snRNP.
AUGUCCGGCCGCAGACAGAAAGUGAUGGUUCCGCCCAUCAACCAGCUCUUCAAGUAUCUCCAGCAGCAGUCGCGUGUGACGGUGUGGCUGUAUGAGCAGACGGGCGUGCGAAUUGCUGGCGUGAUUCGCGGGUUCGAUGAGUUCAUGAACAUCGUGCUCGACGAGGCGAGCGCAGGCUGGGCAGAAUUCUACUGA